Molecule: messenger RNA, 1327 nt
Organism: Ixodes scapularis (black-legged tick)
Lineage: Eukaryota; Metazoa; Arthropoda; Arachnida; Ixodida; Ixodidae
Gene: MED27
Product: mediator of RNA polymerase II transcription subunit 27
Exons: 9
Coding region: 160-1095 (311 amino acids)
Biological process (GO): regulation of transcription by RNA polymerase II
Cellular component (GO): mediator complex
Molecular function (GO): transcription coactivator activity
Source: RefSeq, a predicted model, not a curated record
GGGCGACGUUUUAAAAAUGCCGGCUCGCAGAACGUAACAUUUUUCAUCGAGACUAUGGUAUCGAGACUGCGCAGGCGAACGUUUCGUCGGUUUCGUCGUUAAAGCCCUGAACGUUUCGCGGGUGUAAAACAAACGGCGCUUCAUUUGCAUGUGCGAAGCAUGAAUCCUUACAUGGCUGACUUGGGAAUAAAUCUAGAUGCCGUGAAUUCCGGCUUACGGGCUGUAAAAGCCCUCCGCAGUACCGUCGGGGAAGUGUUCCGUACGCUGGCCGAUGGGGUGCCGUCGUCUCAGGGCGAUGAAAACAAGGAAAAGAACUUCAUCCUGGAGCUUCAAACCACUCUGGGAGGUGUCAUUUCUCGAAUAAGGGAACUGGAAACUGCCGUCACUUUGCUUGGCUCUCCGGUGGCACCAUUGAACCUCGGCAGCACCGGCCACCUUUGCCAGGACCCAACGUUGGACAGGACAUCGCUUUACACUGACAUGAUCAAGUCGUACCGCUGGUUUGACAAGGUCCACGAGCACACGAGUCACGCUUCUGCAAUUCUAAACCAGAACAGUCUGAAGAGGUCCAACAGUUCGCUGUUCCCAACGAAGCGAUUGCGAAGACCCCUCACAAACGGACAUAACUUCUCGCCACAGAAUGUAGAUGUCUUCAUUAGCAGUGUCCAGAGGCAGUUUGUGGACAUGUCUAUUGAUGUCUUGAGACCAUGUGGAGGGUCUGCCGUUCUCAAGAUCACGCUGAGUCGCACCUUGAGAGCAUUGGUGUCUCUCCGUGGUCUCAUCAUCGAAUGGGUCAUUGUCAAGGGCUUCAACGAAGACUUCUACACGGACGACGACCAGCUUGACAUGUGGACCAAAUCCCGCUAUCAAGUGUUUCAAAAGGUGACUGACCAUGCCAACGCAGCUAUGCUUCACUUUUUUUCACCUCAACUGCCCGAUUUGGCUGUGAAGUCCUUUCUGACCUGGCUGCACAGCUACUUGAACCUGUUCUCCACCCCCUGCCGACGCUGCGGAACACGUCUCCAGCACAACAUGCCACCAACGUGGAGGGACGUUCGCAACUUGGAUGUAUACCACGAGACAUGCCGGCCUUGAGGGAAUGUCCAGGCAGCUGACAGCAGGCAGGGCCAGGACAGCUGCUAGCUUCGCUGGACCAAGCAAUGCCCGUUGUCUGCUGAUGCAGGAGGUUCUCGUACAGGCGACGACAUUUCUUCUUGGAAGUGGCACCAUCAUCAUCGUCACCACCAACCUGGGACAAGAUAAGUCAGCAGGCCCAGUUUGACUCUGUACUAGAUUUGUCAUGAAUACAGACAAGCAGCCUUUUUCA